AUUACAACGAUCUUUCCGGCUUGUGUUUUGUAAACACAACACACAGCUGGACACGCAAUCGUCGCCUUGCAAGUACAGUUAUGGUUUGUGUCACCUGUUAUUGUCAGGCUCUCUGAUUUACUCCGUUUUCUGCUUUCAUUUGUCUGAAGUCGGCUAAUCUGUUGCUGUUUUUCUCCAAGCUGCUAGCCAGCAGUGGUGUCGAGCUAAGCUAAAGCCGCUCAGUUUUGUUUCUGACCCAAAAAAGAAGUUACACUCUCUCAUGGUGGUCGCAGGUCAAUGGGGAACUGUCUGUUUUCACAAGGCGCGGAUGACCUUUCGCUCCUGAACGACUCCGAGGGGGGCAGCCUGCCCGGAGAGCCGCCGCCGCCUUACCAGGAGCAUGCCCAACCAGUGCCAGUCUUCCAUCCCACCCCAGGGGAGAGUCGUCUGGCGAGCCAGCUCACAGAGGAGGAGCAGAUCCGCAUUGCCCAGCGAAUCGGACUCAUCCAGCAUCUUCCAAGAGGUAUCUUUGACCCAGGCUCCGACCCCUCUGACAAGAAAGUAAAAGAAUGUGUGAUCUGCAUGCUGGAUUUUGAGUAUGGGGAUCCCAUUCGGUUCUUGCCCUGCCUUCACAUCUACCACGUGGAUUGCAUCGACCCUUGGCUGAUGCGCUCCUUCACCUGCCCCUCCUGCAUGGAGCCUGUGGAUGCAGCUCUGCUGUUAACCUACGAAACCAACUGAGCAAGCCUCAGCAGCUGCUCCUGCCUAGAUAUGAUUGCACCUUUUUUUUCUUAGCCAAAACUGCCCUAGCUGUUCAGACAGGUAGCCACGGUAACACACAGCGCUAACCAGAUACGAGUAGGGUGUUUGAGGAUACACACAAGUGUCAGAAACUACUGCUACAGAGUGUGCACCGGUCUGGUCUGUUUGGUGUGGGAAAAAGUGCCAAAUUAGGGGUCAAUGGUUGUUUAUCUGAUUGUAAUCAAGCUUCUCAAAGGAAAUCCUCUUCUCUGUUAAGAUGUGAUGUGAGGUAGUUUUAUUUAAACGAGGGUUGUUUGUCCAGACUGGAAAAUGACAAAGUUUCAGGUUUAGGUUAUUUUAAAGAUGGCGGCAGAUAGAUUUUUCUUAACUUUUGUUUUUCCUCUGAAUUGAUAUGUUUUAAUGUCAUUAUUUUGUUGUUAGUCGACACUGUGGAGUCUCUCCUUUGCUUUGCCUUUGACUUGGUUUUGGAAAUCAAUCCAGCGUUUCACUCUUUCAUGGUCAGAGAUGCCAUCGACUGUGCAAUCCCCCUUAAAGCACUUUGGAAUACCCCCGUCUUCAACUCUGUAGAAAGCCACAGAUGAAUGUGUUUUCAUGCUUGUUUCAGAGAAUGGGUGUGGAGGUAACGUUGGGGAUGUGCUGGCUCAGCUGUCUCUGCGGCCAGUCUGAAGCGCAGGCGUAGGGUUUGUAAGAGCACAACUUCUCUCUCGCCUUUUCUUGUUCGAUGCAUUCUCUCUUCCUCAUAAACAGAUCAGGAGGGAAAUGAAACUUGGAGCAGAAGAUGGGAACGCACCAUGAAUGUGAAGCUGUUAGCGAUACUAACCGUACCAGUAACCACGAGAGGAAGUUUCUGAUUUACUGUGCACUCACUGUGCCUUUUUAAAGAACGACACAAGCCAGUUGACGUGAAGGACAAUCAUUUUUGACUUGAUUUAGUUUUUAGUUGUCCUCUAGGAGGAGAUGGAGACCAGAACGACACAAGGCCAGGAAACCGGCCUGGCUGCUGGUAUUAAUGAUGUCUUUUACUUUAUGUUUGCUAAAAAUGCACCAAGUGUAGGAAACUCAUGAAAACCACAAUAAAAGUCCACACCAGAUCA
Nothobranchius furzeri (turquoise killifish) is the source of this 1835-nucleotide messenger RNA. RefSeq names its product ring finger protein 11a (gene rnf11a). NCBI's taxonomy places the organism in Eukaryota, Metazoa, Chordata, Actinopteri, Cyprinodontiformes, Nothobranchiidae. Gene Ontology annotation, biological process: ubiquitin-dependent protein catabolic process. Gene Ontology annotation, cellular component: ubiquitin ligase complex. Gene Ontology annotation, molecular function: ubiquitin protein ligase activity. The record is from RefSeq and is a predicted model, not a curated record.